UUGAUAUUUUCUGCCUGUAGUCGUGUUACUGCAGUUAAGGAUCAAGGACAUUGUGGCUCUUGUUGGGCCUUCUCUGCAAUAGGUGCCAUUGAGGGUCAAUAUCAACGUGCAUCAGGCAAACUUGUUAGUCUCUCGGAACAACAGUUGGUUGAUUGCAGUUUCGAUUUUGGAAAUGAGGGAUGCAACGGUGGUCUCAUGGACAACGCCUUCAGAUAUGUCAAAAAAGCUGGUGGCGUAGAUACUGAAAAGGACUAUCCCUACGUGUCAGGAGUGACUCAGGAACCCAAUGACAAUUGUUCUUUCAAUGCUGCAGGUGCUGUUGCCAAAGUCACCGGUUUGGUUGAUAUCCCGUCAGGAAAGGAGGAGCUUUUGAAGGAGGCCCUUGCAUAUAAUGGACCAAUUUCGGUGGCCAUUAAUGCUGGUCCCCUCUCCUUCAUGAUGUACCAUGAGGGAAUCUACGAUGAUCCUGAUUGCCGCGGUGGCUCUGAAAGUCUCAACCAUGGUGUUCUCUUGGUCGGCUACGGUCAUGAGAAUGGUAUUCCCUACUGGCUGAUAAAGAAUAGCUGGGGAACUGGCUGGGGAGAAAAUGGAUAUGUUCGCAUUAAGAGGGGUGGCAAUCUAUGCGGCGUCGAAACAGCAGCUUCUUAUCCAAUGAUAUAA
Rodentolepis nana is the source of this 660-nucleotide messenger RNA. The record is from the annotation of a GenBank genome assembly. NCBI's taxonomy places the organism in Eukaryota, Metazoa, Platyhelminthes, Cestoda, Cyclophyllidea, Hymenolepididae.